AUGAAUAAUAACAGCAGAAACAACGAAAAUCGAAGCACUAUUAACAGAAAUAAAAGGCAACUACAACAAGCAAAAGAAAAAAAUGAAAAUAUUCAUAUCCCCAGGUAUAUUAGAAAUCAACCAUGGUACUAUAAGGAUACCCCCAAAGAACAAGAAGGGAAGAAGCCCGGCAAUGAUGAUACGAGCACUGCAGAAGGAGGAGAAAAAAGCGACUACUUGGUGCAUCAUAGGCAAAAAGCAAAAGGGGGUGCUUUAGAUAUUGACAAUAAUUCAGAACCAAAAAUUGGUAUGGGUAUAAAGGAUGAGUUCAAACUAAUCAGACCCCAGAAGAUGUCCGUCCGAGAUUCUCAUUCGCUGUCAUUUUGUAGGAAUUGUGGGGAAGCAGGGCAUAAGGAGAAAGACUGCAUGGAAAAACCUCGUAAGAUGCAGAAGCUUGUUCCCGAUUUAAAUUCACAAAAAAAUAAUGGCACAGUUUUAGUACGAGCUACUGAUGAUGACUGGGACUCCAGAAAAGAUAGAUGGUACGGUUACUCAGGGAAAGAAUACAAUGAACUGAUAAGUAAGUGGGAGCGUGAUAAAAGAAAUAAAAUAAAAGGAAAAGACAAAUCCCAAACUGAUGAAACACUAUGGGAUACAGAUGAAGAGAUAGAACUAAUGAAGUUAGAACUUUACAAGGAUUCCGUAGGUUCAUUGAAGAAAGAUGAUGCUGAUAAUUCUCAGUUGUAUAGGACAUCAACGAGAUUGAGAGAAGAUAAGGCUGCUUACUUGAACGACAUAAAUUCAACGGAGAGUAAUUAUGAUCCUAAAUCAAGAUUGUACAAAACUGAAACACUGGGCGCAGUUGAUGAAAAAUCAAAAAUGUUCCGCAGACAUUUGACAGGUGAAGGCCUAAAAUUAAACGAAUUGAACCAGUUUGCUAGAUCUCACGCUAAGGAAAUGGGUAUACGUGAUGAAAUUGAGGAUAAGGAAAAAGUACAACAUGUUUUAGUCGCCAAUCCUACUAAAUAUGAAUAUCUGAAGAAAAAACGGGAACAAGAAGAAACCAAGCAGCCCAAGAUUGUCAGCAUUGGAGAUCUGGAAGCUAGGAAAGUAGAUGGUACAAAGCAAUCUGAGGAACAACGGAACCACUUAAAAGAUUUAUAUGGUUAA
Saccharomyces cerevisiae S288C is the source of this 1149-nucleotide messenger RNA. It is a transcript of the gene SLU7, whose product is annotated as mRNA splicing protein SLU7. The record is from RefSeq and is marked reviewed. Gene Ontology annotation, cellular component: nucleus. The transcript has a single exon. Gene Ontology annotation, biological process: mRNA splicing, via spliceosome; RNA splicing. Gene Ontology annotation, molecular function: zinc ion binding; pre-mRNA 3'-splice site binding; nucleic acid binding. The coding region runs from base 1 to 1149 and encodes 382 amino acids. Lineage: Eukaryota; Fungi; Ascomycota; Saccharomycetes; Saccharomycetales; Saccharomycetaceae.